AGUGACAAAAAUCGAUAUUGAGUUUGCCGACCAAUUUAUUGCAUUUGACAAAAGGAAGAAUUUGUCUGAGUUUCAAAGCGAAAUAUUGUCAGCCCCCCCCCCUUUACUGAAAGCUAGCUCCGCCCCCUUUUUCGUCAUUGUUCGCAAAGUAUAUUUUCAUGUAUAAAAAUUAUGUGUCAUAUGAUUCUGUGCAUAGGGGAGGAGAGGGGAUUUGUGGCUCGUUAUUAUGCCCUUAAUGUGCCACAUUCCGUUUCCAAAAAGUGGUAACAAAUUCAACAUUUUCAAAGAGCCCACUCUCGCGAUGAAUUAGACACCUUUCAGACCGUGGUAAAAAUUCUUAACACUUAGCAAUCAUCUUACAUCUCUUCAUUAUUGAGAACGAUACUGGCAGUUGCGGCUUGUGCUCUAUCCGACGCACUCACGCAGGCUGAACAUUGGAAGACUGUGUUAUUGUGAUGACAUUGCGUUAUUGUGACCAUAGUACCGCCCGCCCAGAUUGAUAACAGUCAUAGGAACAAUGUCACAGUACCCGUUGCAGGGGUUGAAUAAUUACAUCCAAGUGCAGAGAGUAUUUGAUCGCGCCAACUGCCGUGAAUAUUAAUAGUUCCAAAACUCACAGCAAAAAUCGACAGACAAAACGGAAAACGAAGAAUAGUUGAUCACCGGCUGUGCCGUCAAGUGUCAGGAAAUAAAACGGUGAUUACGGGACGGGAACCAACAAAAGCCGGUCCACAGUCCGCGCGCACCGCUAGCCCCGUGUACGUCUAUAAGGCCCUACUUCCGUCAGCGUAAGUCGGGCACGGAGUGUUGUGUUCACUGAAGAGACCUGAUAAAUUGGCACAGCUAUAUGCUGGGAAUUCCGAGGUGACCGGUGAAAUUGAGUGGGACAACUUUCCACAGGUGCGAUGGGAUGCUAUACCUGGCGAGACAGGGGAGUGCGUGCGUCAUGAUUGUGAAACUCUCUACGAAGAUCUGGUUUCGCUCUAUGAGCGACAUUCACUUUGGAGCAUUGGUGUGUGUUGCGUCUGAGGAGGUCUAGCUGAACCUCAACAACAGUCGGCAAUUUCUGGAUAACUUGUUUGUGUAAUCUCUCCAAAGGACUCGGCAUCAACAACUUCAUUUUCCUGCAUGUGGCGUUUAUUGCAGUGAUUGUGUUAUAGACAUGGAGCGUUUGGCAGGCAUACCAAAUAAACACCAGGCAUUGUAUUGACAUGUCUUUCGUACUUCGCGUGAAAUGCUUUGAAAAAUACAACGCGGCCAGUAUGAAGACAAGGUAGAUGUGAGUCGUUUUCAACUUAACACAGUUGAUGCAUCUAUGGUCCGGCAUAAAAAAAUUAAACAUUCUCUGUUAAUUAACAAAAAAAGAACAGCCAUUAUUCUGUGUUUUCCCAAUGGAUUAUCAAGCUCAAAAGUGUGAACAACAUGAGCCCCAUCCGAAUCUUUUGGGCCUGAAUUUACGUUCCAUAGAUUUGAGAGUGACCCUAUAGCUUUCUUCCCGCAAGUUUGCCUUUUGCUUCAGCUUUCGAAACGUGAUGUUGAGCUCUUUCCGAUCGAACAAUUCACCAGACUCAAUACGCACUCGAUAACUGAAUACACAAUAACGAGCCGGACUUACAGGGAACCUGCAGGUUUGCAUUUUAAUAAAAAAAAAAUUGACUGAAAAUUUGAUUUCCAAGAAGAUUUACCAUCCAAGGUUGCCCAUCCAGCGCCGGAAAAUAGAUGGAACUAACGGCGGACAAUUCCCGUAACACCGCUGGCGGUCGGCUUAAUUGCGAUGGUUUGCGGACGGGAAAUCCAUACCCGUGACGGUCUCGAGUAAGAUUUCAAGUGCGAAUUUGUCAUUCUGAAGUUUGGUGAAGAGACAAAAACCCGAGUGCCCCUGAGGGGAGGACAGUUACUUCAACAGCAGAUUACAUCGAACGGUGAGUGUUGAACAUCAUUGCAAUUUGUGUUCAGUUUGUUAAAUUUUAUAAAAUCCUGUUGUGUUCUUUUGUAUUUCAGAAUCCCCCGUUCGACCAAAAAUUUCCCCCCGUAAAAAGAAAGACUAAAAGUCAAAAGCUUCGAUCCCACAUCACACCAGUACUGAAACGGUUGAAUGCGACCCCAUAAUGAAGUGCCAUGACAAGUUAACUGUAUUGUGGCUGGGCGUCCCGACACUUUUGUUUUACUCAACCGUAUAUAGUAGGAUGCAAAAAAAAUAUGCUAUAAAAACUGUUAAGUUGGGACUGAGAUAAAUUCAUAUUUUGUUUGACUUUACCUGACAAUGUCAUGACUCGCCCAAAGACUUUGUAUAGGCGACCACAAAAGUGGCGUCAAAAAUAACACAUUCCUUCAUUUUGCUGUCUAAAGUAUCUCUACCAAUUCAAGCCCAAUUCGAUUCUAAGUUCUAGAAAUAAAAUAACCGUGCACGGAAGGGUGUGUCAGAUAACUGGAGACGGUUGGUGCAAAAUUAAGCAUAUUCUCCAAGUUAAGUCUUGUCAACCUCAGGCAAGCAUGCACGACGGUAUAUACUAUCGAAAACGCCGCUAUUUGAAUCAGUGGCAAAUGUGUACAUGUGUAAUUAACAUUACUUUCACAUUGUUUGCAGUAUGGAUUGUCUUCACUACAGGAUGAUUGUACUCUAAUAAAAUAAGAACAUCCUAUUGUUUCCAGUAACUUAUUUAUCUAUUAGGCCCCCGCUUUUGCAAAUGCCCAAAUUGAUACCACUAUUCUCCGAAUUUGACAAAGAAAAACAAAAGCGCAUUGUAAGUAUUAAAAUGUAUACCAAAUAAUUGAGUGCCUUCUCCAUACUGCAGGAAAUGGGGAUCCCAUGCCUCUAACUUAUAACUUUGGGGAUGCAGUGGAAGUUGGUGUAACUUUAGCUCAUCCCUCAUGUCUCUCUCCAGCAGGUUCGAGAUGCCGCGUCUUUAAAUCUCAAGCAACUGCACAUUGAUUCCACAUUAUUGUAAUCCUGUAACAGCCAAUCAAAAUGUGGUUUGAGGUUGGGCAUAACUUACCAUAAUGUAUUCGUCCGCAGUGUGUCGUUAAUAUAGAGACAAUUACAAGUGUACGGGAUAUGUAUGCGGUUCGUGAAAAGUAACUUCAUGUGGUUAUAAUUAUCACCACUUUGUGUGAUUAUGCGUAUACCACUUCUAAUGGUAUAAUAAUUGACGCCUAUAAUAUACAGUAUCCCACCAUGCCAGAAACGGAGUUAUACGACAACUACCUAGUGAGCGUAGCUCCCCCUCAACCCAGCGCGGAGGAUGAAGGCGGGGUGGUGUACACGCCUCCUCCACUAGUCAACGGGACCUCCUGGCGGAUCCCAGCUCAUAAAACCCUGGUGGUGUCACUACGGCAACAGAAUCACAUCAAGCCCAUGGUCUGUGCUGCCUUCUUAUGUAUCUUGGCCGUCAUUGCCAUAGUUCUGAUUUUCAAUGCUUUAUUUUCACAGCCGAGCAAAAGCCUGAAUUCAAGUAUUCAGUUUCCGGAGUCUAACAUCCCGGUCACCCUGGAGGGCAUAUUACCAGCCCAGUGCGGCACCAGGCCAGCAUAUCAGGCCACCAAGAGAAGGAAGCGGAUCGUGAAUGGUGAUCUAUCCUCUGAGGGCCAAUGGCCCUGGCAGGUGGCGCUGGAGUAUAAAGGGAGGUACAGGUGUGGUGGAGUGGUGAUUGCUAGUGACUGGGUCGUGACUGCUGCACAUUGCAUGUACAGGGAACAAGGUUGGCAGCGACUCAAUGCCAGUGACUUCACCAUCCAUGCAGGCAGCACGGUCAGAAACCAGACGGUAAAAACCAACAUGAACGUUCAGAUCAUGACAGUAGAGACGUUUUACAUCCACCCGCGAUACCUAGCCGAGAGACGGAUUCAUAACUAUGACAUUGCCAUGUUGAGGUUGGCCCAGUCGCUGGACUGGGAUAGUGGGUUUGUGAUGCCAGCUUGCCUUCCACAGAGCGGUAUGCAGUUUAGUGCUGGGAGCGAGUGCUACUUGGCUACCUGGGGAAGCAUUAAACCACGAUUGGUCCUGCGUCCUGAGCAAACCUACAUCUCCAUGCCCCUACUCUCCAGGGAGGAAUGCUACGCAUUUGCCUCAACCAUCUCCCACACACACACGCUACAAGUCAAUGAACAAAAGCUGUGUGCUGGGAUAAUGCCGACAGUCAGCGGACGGCGGGCUGGGGCAUGCGAGUUUGACAGUGGCAGUGGACUAGUCUGUCUGAAUAGUGACAUGGAGCGAGGGCAGCAGGGGAGCUGGUACAUCGUUGGACUAGUAAGCAGUGGCAAGAAAUGUGGCGAAGUCAACUAUUACACCAAUGUGACAUCUAUGAUGGACUUUAUUCAAUCCUUAGUGGAUGGUCAACUACCACCACAAUUCUUCGAAUGUGACAAGGGUCAGAGGUCAAUUUGGUCCGAUCAGGUGUGUGAUGGGUACUUUGACUGUGAGGAUCACAGUGAUGAACUGCACUGUGAGUGUUCCGAUACCCAGUUUCGUUGUGACAACGGUUUGUGUAAAAUGGAUUUUUACUACCGCUGCAACAAUAGGGAUGAUUGCGGAGAUGGCAGUGAUGAGCGCAACUGCAGUUACUUUCCCUGUGGUGAUGGCAGACAGAUUUCCCAACAGAUGGUGUGCGAUGGUGAAAUUGAUUGCUAUACAUGGAGAGAUGAGACAAAUUGUGAGUGUAGCCCAACCGAGUUCCGUUGCGAUAACUCCAUCUGUGUGCCUGCCUUCUGGAGGUGUGAUGGUUUUGAUGACUGCUUAGAUGCUAGUGAUGAACUCAACUGCAUUUGCAAUGAUGAUCAGAUGGAUUGUGGAAACUCCCGCUGUGUCCCCAAAAACCUGAUGUGCGACGCAGUGGAUGACUGUGGGAACUUCAAAGACGAAGCAAAUUGCACCUGUUUUUCGGAUCACCUGCCCUGCAAGUCCUUGGGCGUUUGUCUGCAGGCUGACCUGUACUGGAUGUGUGAUCUGACUUCGUAUGAUGACAUCGGCGACUCAGCAAGGAGCACAACACCGGGUUUCAAUUCCUCAUUGUUUUUGUGAAUUCAAGUAUGUCAUGUAUAAAGCUUAUAACCCUAACAAUCCCAAACACAUCAAAAUCCACAACCUGGUUUUGGUGGCUUUUGGUGAAUUUUGUCAGAUAUGAUACAGUACACAAAUAUUCCAUAUACAAACUCAAGGUGAGGGUCCCUUCAAUGUAAUGGUUUUAGUACAAGACUGUGCUCCAUUCAAUGAAAUCGAAUUGGAAUGUGUUCUAGGGUCCGAUUUAUUAGGCACUUUUUUGGCCAAAAUUUAAAAAAAAA
This is a messenger RNA of Patiria miniata (bat star), 5277 nucleotides long. RefSeq lists its product as uncharacterized. Gene Ontology annotation, molecular function: protein binding; serine-type endopeptidase activity. Bases 3176 to 5017 code for a protein of 613 amino acids. NCBI's taxonomy places the organism in Eukaryota, Metazoa, Echinodermata, Asteroidea, Valvatida, Asterinidae. Gene Ontology annotation, biological process: proteolysis. The record is from RefSeq and is a predicted model, not a curated record. The transcript is spliced from 12 exons.